AUGCCAGUCACAAUAUUGGCGUCAACAGUCUCACAGGUUCGCGCAAUCAUAAUCACCUGUGUCGUUACCUUUUUCGUACUGUACACACUCUCCGACAUUUACCAUUCAACCCCCAAACCAGGCUCGUCAAGUAUAGAAUCCCAUCCCCGCACCAACAACCUUGCGGCCGACAGACCGGUGGAACAAGCUGGACCGAAGCCGGAAGAUGAACCAGAAGACGCGAGUGAGAAAAUCCCAAUCGAGGAAGAGGUCAUUCCUCACGGAGUUUCUGUCUUCAUGCCCGACAAUUUUUCCAAGCACCUUGUUCUCCCGCGCAUGAGAAGCGAAGACGUUACAUGGCUCACCUACCUCCCGGAGGACCUCAACAUCAUAACCAAAACAUACUUGAUCGAUCCCGAUGAAGGCGAUACACUGCCGAGCACACUUACAGUCCCAAUUAAUAAAGGCCACGAAGCGCAGGCGUACCUGACCUACAUAAUAGAGCAUUACGAUAACCUCCCGGACAUUGCAAUCUUCACACACGCGCACUCGACAGCCUGGCACAACAACGACCUACAAGUAUCCUCAACCCCCGUGAUGCUUCUGGAGCUGAACUACCAACGCGUCGCGGAGCACGGAUACAUGAACCUCCGUUGCCACUGGAAACCCGGCUGUCCGGGCUGGAUAAGACUAAACACGACGGAAUACGACGAUUUCAAGAAGGAGGAGUUCGUCAUGCACGAGUCCUUCAUGGAGCUCUUCCCGGAGGAGGUGAUGCGCGACGGCAUCCCAGACAUACUCGGCACCCCCUGCUGCGCUCAAUUCGCCGUGUCCCGCUCGCGGAUAAUGCAGCACGCCAAGGAACGAUACGUAUCCUGGAGGAAAUGGAUCACCGAUACCCCUCUCAGCGACGAGGUCUCCGGGAGAGUGAUGGAGUAUGUCUGGCACUUCAUUUUCGCUUCCCCGUCUCUGACCAGGAACGCGGAUAGAGCGGUGUAUUGCCCGGCGGAGCACGUGUGCUACUGCGAUGGGUACGGGUACUGCUUCGGCGACGAUGCCAAAUACAAGCGCUGGGUUGAGAAGCGGGAUAGGGCGCGCGAGAUGGCUGAGCGGUUGGAAGCGGCGGAAGAGGGUGUCGGCAGGGAGGAGGGUGAGGACGAAGCGUGGCGGCAGGAGGGCAUAAAGCAAUGGAAGCGAGAGCUCAAGAAAAUGGAAUGGGAGUGCGAGGUAGAGAUGCAGUACGCCCGCAGACGUGGGAGCGAUGCGAAGCUGAGGAGGGGGGAGGUCGGUGAGUUGGAGUUUUCUGGGUGA
Molecule: messenger RNA, 1290 nt
Organism: Tuber melanosporum (Perigord truffle)
Lineage: Eukaryota; Fungi; Ascomycota; Pezizomycetes; Pezizales; Tuberaceae
Exons: 2
Coding region: 1-1290 (429 amino acids)
Source: RefSeq, a predicted model, not a curated record